GUGUUAAAUUAAAAACGUUUAUAUAUAUUCGUAAUGUUAAAUAUUUUACAAAUGUUGUUAUGUGACAGUACAUAUUGUGAAUUUUUAACUUAAAUUUUCCAUAACAUCCUACUUUGUUCCUGUGGCCUGCCUUCUGCUUAAUACUGAUAUAAAGAUAUUGCACGCCCAUCGAAGCUACCUACCUCCAGCUACUCGUCACUGCCAACUAUUCCGCCCUAUCGCGUGCUUGAUGCCGCCAUGCUAGAUUUACUCCAGACCACAUACAAGAGCGCCCAAGCGACGGUAUUCGGCAGCUGGUGGCGCACGUGACAUUCGGAGGUCACAAUGAGCCAGUCCCCGGACGAGGCCCGCGCGGCGAGGAUUCAGAAGUACAAGGAGGAACGGAGGCGACAGCUCACAGCUAGGACGGCGACUCUGUUCUCCGCUAAUGUCACUGAAAGGCGCCCCAGAAAACCAGCAGCUGCUCGAGCGCCUUUGGAGAAUAAUGCCACCUGUCUCCAGUCUUCCUCAGAGCUGAACCUCAACACAGCUUCCACUUCAGUACCUAUAAGAACUACCCGUACUUCUCGGUUGAGAGCUGCCGCAAGCCAAUCAGACAGCAACACGUCCCCAAAGAAGACUAAUAGAAGUUCCUCCGUACAAUCGCUGGUAGACGAAGACAAAGCGAAGUCACCCAGAGAUAAAUCUCGCAUUCUCACACACAGAAAACAAAGCCACGAAAAGGAGAAUUUAAAGAACGCGUCGACCGCUUCAGCAAAAGAAAAUGGUGCUAUUAGAACGAAACAUUCCAAUAAAAAAAAUAUUUUAGAAAAAGACAAAAGCAAUUUAUUAGUUAGUAGUCCUAAAGGAAAGAAUAUUGACGUGAAAGCGAAUUCUAAAAUAGAUACAACGACUAGACAAAAAAUAGUGACUGAAACGAAAUUAGUUAGUUUAAAGGAGGACCUCAAUAAUGUUGAUGAAGUUUUUAACGAUAUACUUGGUGAUAAAAAUAUUUCGACCAGCUUAGAGAAGGAUAAUUUUGAAGACUUAUAUAAAGACCUCGUUGAGCGAGACGGCGAUAGCAAUAUAGAAGAGAUUUUACAAUCAAGAAAUGUGGAUACAUCAGAGCUCAAGCAUAGCAAUACAAGCAACAUUCCGAUAGUUAAAGAAGAGUUUGUAGACAUAUCCAAUAAUGUGAGAGUAGAUAAUGUUGGCGAUGUGCCAAAAGUGAAUGAAGUGGGUUUGUUAGGGGCUGUGUGUAUACGAAAAGUGGAAAGGUUCAGUGAGUUGUUCAGUAGUUUAUGUUCACCGUGCGAAGCUGAUAUAUUGUUUGAAGAUUUGCUUGCUGAUACAGGGAUUAGCAGCGCUAAUGAUUCGCGAGCAAAGGCUCCGGAAUGCACGCCACCGUGCCGGCGCGCGCAGCCGACGCGCGUCACGAGUACGCCGAAGCGGGCGCAGGAGUCGUCGCCAGUCGUCAAUGGGGAUGGAAUCGUCACAAAAACAAGAAACCGGCGGUCCCUAGAAGCACCUAACUCCAAGACUGAUACCUCCUUACCGUCUUCCAAAAUUUCUCCUAAAAGUACUUUUAGUUUAACAUUUGGUAUAAAACCAUCAACGAAUAAAUUAACAAGUACCACUGCCCCUCUUAAAACUCCAGAUAGAAGACGUAGUUCAGAAAUUGGUUCGAAACCUAGUUGUAUACCUCUUUCUAAAAGAACUCCGGAUAAAAUUACCCGUACGUCUACUUCACCUAUUAAAGUAGAACCGUUAAAGGAUUCACCGAAAACUGACACCGCGCAUACGAAAUUAAGAAACGAACGGUUGAAAAAUAGAUCUCUCCUAAAAAGCCCAGAAAAGGCAAAGAGUGAUUCUGAAAGUAACCGUAACGAUAGAACACAACGAGCUCAAAAGAAUUAUGAAAGUGCUAAUGAAAAGUAUCAUAGUUCGAAAAAAAGACUGACUAGUUUAAAUAAUUCUAUGAGAGACAAAAGUAAUGCUAGAAAUACGUCUAGUAAGAAACUUUUAGAUAAUAACUCUCCUAUUAAUUCUAAAGGUAAUACUUGCGUUCAAGGCUUAGAAAAUUCUUCAGACUCUAAAAGUAUGUCUACGCUUCAUGAACCUGUUAGAACACAUGCUAGUUCUAGACUUUCACAAGAAAUGGAUAGUCUAGCGGCAUUAACUAAACAAACAUUAGAUAGAGUUAACAAAUUGUCAAAUAAUUUAAAUAGCAACAAAUUGAAUGUUAACCCAUCUGAAUCGAAUUUUAAUACACUUUUUGGAUCAGGACCCUCCGAACAACAAAAUAAUAAUCACACAUUUAACUAUGGCCUCAUUCCGGAGAAACCUGUACAAAACAGAGGAGUAACGGAAAGAUUAAAAGAUAUAGAUGCGGCAGCUCAGAGACUGAUCGACUUUGAAAAGCAAAGUGCAAUGUUUUCUGAUCUCAAUAAUGAUUCGUCUAGUCAAAAUCGCCGUCUAGAUAAUUCGUCGACGUCUCAUCUUACGCCUGUAUCUAUAUUGAAGAGAAAAUCAAUUCAUGAAGAUACUGCUGCUACUAAUACCCCAAACAAUUCUAUUGCUUCACCGCCUGUUACUUUCUCACCUAACGUCGUUGAGCCACGUAGUUGUCGAUCUGAAAGCAGGCAACGUCAAGGAAUCCUUAAGAAACGUCGAAGUUUAGAUGAGUCCCAAGUUGCAAGACGCAGAUCUUGCAGUCCGGAAGUCUCAUUCGCAGACGACGGUUCGCCAGAUACAUGUAAACCAAUCCUCAAGAACAGACGUUCAUCGUUGGAAGAUGUAGUCCGUAACCGGUCUCCAGAUGGCCAGAUUCAUGGAAUUUUAAAAAGAAAAAUGAGCAAAGAAGAAGAACACGUCAACGAUGAUGUAUCUCACGGAUCUCCGGAACCACACGGGAUCUUGAAGAGAAAAUCGAAUUCAAGUUCAAGUAGUAGCACCACAUCGUCUCAUGUUUCAAUCGCCCAAGCCGUGCUGCUGGCAGCUGCGGGUGGAGCUGAGAUUAUAGAACGUGAGGAAGACAAAGACGCGGUGCGGCCAAUACUUAAGAAAAAAAGUUUUUCCGAGGAAAGACCCUGUCUUGACGUUUUACCUUCAGAUACACCGAAACCAAUAUUAAAAAAGAAAUCGACAGAUCACGACGAUUACGACUUAGAGCUUCCCAAAAAACCUAUAUUAAAAACAUCGAAAAAAUUGUCUGGUGACGAAGGACACGCUUCUAGUUUCGAUUUGAGCGAAGACGACAGAAGCUCCCGCAGGCCUUCACUGCUCAGAUCGCGAACAUCCGACCAUUCAGGCUCCGAAUGUGAAACGGCGGUGAAACCGAUAUUAAAGCAAAGAGGAUCUAGUCUCACUAGGGAACGCAGCCAAUCCCCGCGCCCACGGCUGUCGUUCUGCGCUGACAACGACGCUAGUACUAGUGUGACUAAUUUCAGUAGCGAACCGAACGACUUACUAGCGGCUGGACCGCGGCGAGUCUUAAAUCUUUCCUCUCCCUCCGAUGAAAGUUAUCCUAGUGCAGUUGUUAGACGACGAAACCUUCGUCCCAAAGCGAACCCACGCUCUAUGAGUUUAGUGUGUGACGUCAAUGAGGAGUUAUUGUCUAUAUUAAACAAUCGUAGACGACAAGUCGACGAGAAUUUAGAGAACGGUCCUAACGAACUGUGGGACAGGAACGAAACAACAGACGAAAAUAGUCAGAAACAAUUCCCUUCCAUCGCAUCGAGAAUUAAAGAUAUGGAACAGGCUCUCACAAAGGACAAUUUUCUGCGAGACUUGCCAUCAACGUCGAAAUCCAAAAAUAGGGAUAAAGAACGCUACAAAACGCAACCUGUAACCAUUGAUGAGAUGCGGUCAGUGACAUCCAAUUUGGAGCCGGGCCAAGCGAGUUUUCAAGCGUUCGGCCCCGCGGGCUGUAGUUUUCCGACCAAUUCCGUCGAGUCCGGUGCUCCUUUCUCGAAUAGGGGCCCCUACAUUGGGGAACCCGUGCGGGACCAUUUCGCAGACCUAAAGUCGCCUCCUUUCAGUACCGGUUCCUACAUACCCAAGUUUCCAGUCGUCAACGGUGGCUCGGAAUCGCCAAACUCCAAAACAGACAGCUUUGGAGAGGCCUUGUUUUUAGAUUUUGAGAAGAUCGCUGAAGACGCUGAAGGGAACCAGACGCUCGAUGAAAUAGAACAAGAAGUGAAUAAAGUUCGCGUCGCCUUGGACGAGGACAGCCGCGCUCUGGAGGAGGACGAGAGGAAUCAAGCAGAAGCGGACAACUGGAGUCUGAACGUAUCCUGUGAUAGCGGAGUAUAUAACAGAGCUUCAUCUCGAGAUUCAGGACCUCAUUCCGGUGAAGAGUUGGGGCUGAUAGAAAGCCAGGAGAUAAGGGAAAACCACGCGGCGAACAGCAGUCAGGAGUGGUCUCCGUCGUCAAUAGAGCACGGUCUGAUCACCAUGAACCGUGAAAGGAAAUCCACUGAGAACGAAGCUUUACGCAGCCCUCAAGAGCAAAGGAGUGAUGAUGAAGAAGAAAAUUCAGGCUUCGCCCUUGGUCUCGUUAAGAGCAACAGUGUUGUGGCGCGCGCCAGCAUGUGGCAACAGUUGCAGCAACAAGCCAAAGGCACGCCUAAGCCGCUUCUACGGCACAGUCGGUCGAAGAUAAAAGAUGGCCCACCAGUUAUAGAGCGGUUCAAAACACAAAGUAUCGAACUGCAAUCACCGACUAAGAUAGCUCCUAAGGAAGGCUUCUCUCUUUCUCAGUCUAAGAGCACAGCCAACGUGUUAGACAGAGAUGAAGAUGCUAAGUUAGACGACGACGAUCCGGCGAAAAUGUCCCUCAUGGAGAAAAUGAAGAUGUUCAACUCGAAGUUGACCCACAAGCCCCCCGUGGCGGGUCUCCCGCGGCCCAAAGAGGAACGAGUCCCCAGAGCCUCCAGACUGCGCACGAUGCCGGUUCUCUCCAGCCAAGUCCAAGAGGCGAUGGAACAAAACGAAAGGCUAACCAAAUCCCUCACACACGAGGACGUGCCCAGAAACCCCGACUUCCAACUGAAGAUGGAGUUGUUCCGUUCCGCGAGCGCUAAGAACACGUCGUUAGAAUAUCUCAUGAAGCAGAACGCGAAGUUUAGAAGUUUAGACCUCGACGACGACACGCCGUCGGAACGUGCGCAGCGCAUGAUCACACCGGAGGUGCGCGGGAUACUCAAGUGCGGUUCCACGGUGGUGCCUUCCAAACCCAAAACCUUGGCUAAGGGAGAGAGCUCUGAGGGCCUAAAAGAUGAGGGCAUUGACAGUUCAUCGGACGAGGAAUCCGCGUCAGCAUCAAGCGUCUCAUCAUCAGAGAAAAGCUGCUCCUCAUCAGACAGUUCCGACGAAAUACCCGGUCCAAAGCCCAAGCGGUUCCAACGAAAGAACAACAAGCUCAGAUCAUCCAGAACGGAAUCUGAUCUCAGUAAUUACCAGGACCAAAGGAAGAUCCAACUACCAGGAGCCAAUGAAUUCAAGGAGCGGCUCAAUCAAGCGAAAAACGCAAACGUUAAAGUGCCAAUACUAGGCAAACUAGGCCGAAAACCGUCUGACGCUAAACCAGAGGAAGACAAAUAUAAAAAGUUCGUGAAGAAACUGGAUGAGCCAAUACAGUUGGCUAAAUUGCGGCGGCCGAUGGAAAAAACUUCGUCGCUAGAAGAGAAACCGCCGGCGUUGAAGAUUUCAUCUAUCAAUUUAGCCGCCAAGAAUAAGUUUUUUGGACUAGAGGAUAAGAAGGAGAAGAAUGUGGAUGAAUUGACCGCUGCUGUCAGGAAGUAUAUUGCACCGAUGAGCAAAUCAAUAUCGGUGCACGCAAUGGAGGGUGCGUCUGGUAGCGACGGGGAGAGCAGCGGCGGGCGGGAAGUGCGACAGAUUAACACUAGGGGGCGACACAGAUUCGGCGGUGGGGUUCAACGGAGCGCCACACAUGCCGACAUGCCACAUCGGGGAGGCACCAUCGCUGAGAGGCUAGCGGCGCUGCAAGCGGCUGGCGCGAACGACUGGCGCGCGCGCGUGUGCCGGCUCAGCCCGGAGCGAGACGACUCGAAGGCGAUCGAGCGAGCCAAGAAUAGGAUCAAUGAGACACUAAAUGCAUCGGUCGACGAUAAGAAGAAGGUGCACAUAGAUGAAAACGAAUUGGGUCAAAACAUCCUCGCGGAUCGACGGAAUAAAUUAGAAACCGCCGCGCAGGGAUGGCGCAAACGCGUGCCACAAAGCGAUGCAACGCUGUUCACAGUGGCGGGUCGGUUGGAGCGCGACAAGGUGGCCACGCCGCCGGUGACGCCGCCCCCGCUGAGCACGCCGCCCGCCUGCUCGCCCGCCAUCACACCCGCCGUGCCGCCGCCCAACCGCUUCAGAUCACGAAAGGCGCCAACAUCCCCUACCAAUGGCUUCGCAUCAGGCCCGCUACGAUCCGCUUCGUGUGCGGUUAUGGGCGCAGCUGUCGAUGUCAAACCUAAAGAGACGCCCAAAAUCGAUCGCGAGUCGUUCAAACGCAGUCAUUCCGUCAGCGAGAACAUUAGUCGAGAUGAGAACGAGGAAGUAUCCCCCGGUGCAGAAAAGCCCGGGUGCCCGGUGCGAGUGCCGCGCGCGGACGACGAAACGUUCCACGCGUUCUUUGCGCCGCUACAGCAGUUGGAUAAAACGGUGCCUGUGGAGCAGCUCGAUAUUGAUUUGGAUGCUAUUGAUAGUGCGUCGAGGCAAAUGUUGUCGAGCGAGUGCGCGCGGCGGGCGAAGCGCGAGCGGCGGCACGCGGCGUCGCGCAACCCGCUCAAGGCGCUGGCGGCGCGCACCGACCUGCGCGACGAGUACCACGCGCACGCGCUGCCCACACGCGACGCCUUCCUCAAGGAGAAGGUGACAGCGAACUGCGGUCUAGCGGCUGAAGCGCUUGCAGCGCUGGCGAGUAAGGAGGACUUCUCCAGUGUAGCGCUGCGCAGCGCUUCAGCGACCAACGUGCCGAGCCACGGCACCAAGCCGCUGAUGCUGCUGCACGUUAAGGGCAGGCGGCGGGUGCAAACUCGUCUCGUGGAGCCCGUACAUACUAACGUGAACCGCGGCGACUGCUUCCUUCUCAUCACACCCGAUCAGUUGUUCCUUUACAUUGGUCUAUAUGCUAAUGUUAUUGAAAAGAACCGAAGUACUGAUAUCGCAAAUCACAUUAUGAACACAAAAGAUCUCGGCUGCAAGAACGCCACGUCGAUCAUCAAAAUCGACGAACAAACAAAAAUCUACUCGAACAAACAUUGGAAUCAGUUCUGGUCACUUCUUGGUGUAACAGACGGCAUCGAGGAGUACAGUCCCGUAGAAACUGGCCACGCCGAUGAGGACGAAAUAUUCGAGUGGUGCAUCGUGCAAACAAACAUGUGCUAUGAAGUCAUGGAUGAUGAAUUGGUGCCAAUCAAAGAGUACUGGGGCCAAGUGCCAAAGAUUGCAAUGCUGAACCAAACGAAAGUGAUCGUUUUCGACUUUGGAUCAGAAAUGUACAUUUGGUACGGCAAAAAUGUGCCCCUGGAAAGUAGGCGGCAGGCCGCGCAGUUGGCGCAAGAGCUAUUUGACGAUGGAUAUAACUAUGAGGAAUGUCACAUAAAUCCUUUGAAUGCGGCCGAAUAUCAAGGUGCUAGAAAAGACACUACAAUAGCAACAAAAUCCUCCAAAAGUCGACCCGACUGGGCGAUCAUGUCCAAAGUCACACAACACAUGGAGACUAUUCUAUUCAAAGAGAAAUUCCUCGACUGGCCGGAUUACAGUCGAGUCAUUAAAGUCAAACCACAAGAAAAUAAGUCGAACGCCGUGGAACUAACGCCCUGUGAUGCUGAAGAAAUGUGGUCCAACGAGUACCAGGAUCCAGAUCUCAUUCUAGAAGGAUCCCACAUCGGUCGCGGAACACAUUACUACGACAAAGAGUCGAUGCGGCAUUAUGAAAUUAAAACGCAAUCAGUAUGCAAAUGGUUGAUUCAAGAAUACGACUACCAGAAAGUCGAAAACGAAUCGGAAAUCAGUGAAUUUUACUCUGGAGACAGUUAUAUUAUCAAAUGGGAUUAUCAGAUAACUGUUUCUGGUAGGGAGCUAAAUGGAAAACCUUCGAAACACAACCUUACGGGUAGAGAUCGGUGCGCGUAUUUCUGUUGGCAAGGCAAAGAUGCUUCAUCCAACGAGAAAGGUGCUGCGGCUUUGCUAACCGUUGAAUUGGACAAAGGAAAAGGUCCUCAAGUCCGAGUUGCGCAAGGAAACGAGCCGCCCGCGUUUAUGAAUCUCUUCCAAGGCAAUCUGGUGAUACAUCAGGGCAAGCGAGACACGGACAAGAACAAAUACCGCCUAUACGUAACAAGGGGAAACGUGACCAACGAAGCGUACCUCUUACAAGUGCCGUGCUCUGUCAGACAGCUUAGAAGUCGCGGUUCUUUGGUCCUCAUCGAUACAGAAAAAGCGUGUUUAUACGUGUGGCACGGAUCGCGAAGCUUAAAGCACACGAAGCAAGUUGCCGUCGAUUUAGCGAACAAAUUAAUUGCGAGGAAAUCGAAGCAUUUGUUUGGCGAUAGGGCUGUAGAUGUGAAAGUUGUGGAAAUUAAGGAAGGCGAGGAGCCAAAAGAGGUUUUGGAGGCGUUAGGUGUUGCCAAUAAGCAGUAUUAUAACACAGUGUUGAGUGCGGGGAGGGAGGCGGGUGCGGAUGUGACGCCGAGGUUGUUCCACUUUACUGAUUUGAGCGGACAAUUUGAGGCGCACGAAGUGUUGUCACCACUGCGUCAUGAGAGUUUGGUGACGCCGUUCCCGUUCGAACAGAAGGAGCUGUAUUCGGCUUCGCAACCUGCUCUAUUCCUAUUGGACGACGGCAAGUGCGUGUGGUUAUGGCAAGGCUGGUGGCCGCGUGGGGAGGAUGGGGAGCUUGAACCAAUCGAGAGAAAUAACGGUGUGGGCGCGUUCGCGUCCCGCUGGGUGUCACUGCGCGCGGCGGCGCUGCGCACGGCGGACGCGUACUGGCGCGCGGCACGCGGCUCGCACGCGCCGCGCCCCGACGUGCAGCUCGCGCUCGCCGGCCUCGAGCCCGACGCCUUCACCGCGCUCUUCGACACGUGGCGGGACUGUGACGACGCGGCCGAGGCUAACAUCGCGCUGGGGUACAAGGCGGGCGAGGCGGUGAGCGCGUGCGUGGAGCUGUCGCGCGUGACGGCCAGCGCCGUGCUGCUGCCGCUGGCCGCGCUGCAGCGCCGCCCGCUGCCCGACCUCGUCGACCCGCACCACCUCGAGCGGCACCUCUCCUCGCCGCACUUCGCGGAGGCUUUCGGCAUGACCAAAGAGGAGUUCGCGUUGCUCCCGGCGUGGAAGCAGACCAACAUGAAGAAGGACCUCGGGCUGUUUUGACCCGGCGGCCCCGCUACAAGUGUCGACGUUAGAUUAAACAGUUUUAUACAACAGCAGCUAUUUCGUACUUUUUAUACUGAACUAAAGGAUUUGAUACUAAAGUUAAGAGCACGCUUUAAAUUUUAUAGCAGCGGUUAAGAAAUCGUCAUUUUUGUACUAACCGAGUGUAACUAUGUAUUCGUACUCGUGAUAUUUUCAUGUAACGCCGCUAGGUGGCGAUAUUUCGAGGAAUUCGAAGAACGGAAUUGUAUGCUGUAUUGUUAUUUGUCGCAUCCAUAGCAUGGUUUUAUUAUUUGUAUAUAGAUGUUUUGUUUAUUUAUUAUUAUUGAACGUUCCUCUCGUUUCUGAUAUGAUAUUUUAAAACGCACCGUUUGUAUUAUUAUUAGUUUUGUAUAAUAAUUUUAUUUACUUAGUUUUGUAGAUUCCUUUUCGGUGUUAUAUUUGCAUGGAUAUGACAAAGCGGCAAUGUGUAAACGUGAUAUUUUUGUAAUUUACGAUAUCGUGAAGUGAAUUUUUAAUGUAUUCAUCGAUUUGUUUUAACGGAAUUCGUUAAAAAAAGUUUGGUGAAUAUUUCGACUGAAAUUUAUUUGAUGGUAUCGUGAAGUCUUUGUAGAAUAUAAUAUUGUAUCUGGUCAUGUAUGGAUAUCGUUUGUAAAGCGCUAGGUAUACAAACAUUAUAUACGCUUAGGGGUAGUUUUUGUAAUCUGCGACGGUAAAAUAUAUACGCAAUAUGUAUUAAAUGUUAAUAAUCCCCUAAUUUUCCACUUUCAGUUUAGCUAACAAAAUUAACAGUUCAAUAUUUUAAAUAAACAUUAAUAACGUACCUUUUUUCUGUCACUAAUAAUUGUCGAAUUACAUUUGCGUAGAUAUUGUAUCGCGUGGAAUAUACUAUUGAUUUAAUACAUCACAUAUCUACGCGUUAGCUACUCUAUACCAUGCCUUAGGUGGACCAUAAAUUGUUGAAGUUUAAACAUCGCGUAUACCUUUUAACAAUAUCAAGAAAUGUUUUAAUCACCAAGUUAAAUUUGUAUAUUACUGACACAUAUUAUGUGACUUUUUAAUGACUUUUUAACAAUUUUGAAACAAACUUGACUUCCAUUUUACCUAAAGCGUAGUAGUGUUGCAUGAUGAAAAAAAAAAUUAAAAAAAUAACAUUUGUCCGCUCAAAGCAUCGUGGCUUGCAUAAAUCGUAACGCUCUUGCUAUUAUUACAAUUUCAGAUAUUUAUUUUUGUAACUAUUUUAGUAUUAAUCUUGUAAUAAUUUUCCACGGAUGGAAGCGUCCGUUGUAAGCGGUGUUGCCAGGAUGGAGUUACUGCCAGGGAGAAGAGGAAGGAUCUAAAUCGAGUCAAACUAGUUAAUGUACUUAUAUGGAAAUUGUAUCGAAUGCAUUUACGGCCAACACUGAACGGGCCUCCGCGACAUAUAACGUAUCUCUCAAAUCCAAUGUUUAAUGUUUUGCUUUGGUUGUGUUACUUAUAUUAUUAUUAUUGUAUUUGAGAUUUAUUUUGUAUAUUAAUGAUGUAAUAAAUUGCUAAAUUGAAUGCGAA
Colias croceus (clouded yellow) is the source of this 10914-nucleotide messenger RNA. It is a transcript of the gene Svil, whose product is annotated as supervillin-like. Bases 325 to 9366 code for a protein of 3013 amino acids. The record is from RefSeq and is a predicted model, not a curated record. Gene Ontology annotation, molecular function: actin filament binding; phosphatidylinositol-4,5-bisphosphate binding. Gene Ontology annotation, biological process: actin filament severing; actin polymerization or depolymerization; cytoskeleton organization. The transcript has 26 exons. Lineage: Eukaryota; Metazoa; Arthropoda; Insecta; Lepidoptera; Pieridae. Gene Ontology annotation, cellular component: actin cytoskeleton; cytoplasm.